This is a messenger RNA of Frankliniella occidentalis (western flower thrips), 2692 nucleotides long. Its product is annotated as protein TAPT1 homolog. The record is from RefSeq and is a predicted model, not a curated record. NCBI's taxonomy places the organism in Eukaryota, Metazoa, Arthropoda, Insecta, Thysanoptera, Thripidae. The transcript has 11 exons. Gene Ontology annotation, cellular component: ciliary basal body; endoplasmic reticulum membrane. Bases 44 to 2044 code for a protein of 666 amino acids. Gene Ontology annotation, biological process: maintenance of protein localization in endoplasmic reticulum; positive regulation of cilium assembly.
AGUCGGUAUUCGCAGGGCGUUGGUUGUUUAGAGAGAUGUCACCAUGGCUGACAGAAUUGGUGGACAGCACGGUCAUCAAAAUGAGAAAAAAAUCAGGUUUAGAACUAGCUCUCGAGUUGUUUACAACAACGAAAAUAAAGUAGAGGACUUGUUUAAUGAAGCGGACUUAAAGAACAGUUGGGACAGGCAAGACAUUCUGCGUGACCAAGAAAAUCCUCGGUCGAAGAUAGAUUUCCAGAGAAGACCGUCACUUUUAGAGUUUCUUCGGGUAGAGUUAACGCGAAGCUAUCUUCUUGAACAUGAUGAAGAGCGUUACUCUGCUCGUCGUGAAAAGGUUUAUUCCUUUAUGAAAAUACCCAGGGAGGUAGAAAAGUUUAUGACAUAUGGAUUCUUCCAGUGCGCUGAUUCUUUCCUGUUUGUUUAUACUUUCCUGCCCAUGCGAUUUAUUAUGGCUUUCCUCUCUCUUAUCACAAGGCCAUUGCGUGCUUGCUUUGGAGGGUCAAGACAAAUUAGAACCAGAAGCAUUUUGGCUCCAGCUGAAAUAUGUGACCUUCUGAAGGCUUGCAUCUUAAUAAGCUGCAGUAUGCUUAUGUUCUACAUUGAUACAAGUAUGAUGUACCAUCUAAUUAAGAGCCAAUCUGUCAUAAAAUUAUAUAUUUUCUACAAUAUGUUAGAGGUUGGCGAUCGUCUUUUCUCUGCCUUUGGACAGGACACAAUUGAUGCUUUAUUCUGGACAGCCACAGAACCAAGGGAUCGUAGAAGAGAACACCUUGGAGUUAUACCUCAUCUAUUUUUUGCAGUUGCAUAUGUCUUUCUCCAUAGCCUCCUUGUUCUCUGCCAGGCCACAACGCUUAAUGUUGCCAUAAAUUCCAACAACAAAGCUCUUUUAACCAUUAUGAUGUCUAAUAAUUUUGUCGAACUUAAAGGCAGUGUCUUUAAGAAAUUUGACAAGAACAAUCUUUUCCAAGUGUCUUGUAGCGAUGUUCGGGAAAGAUUUCAUCUUUUUGUUCUUUUAUUCAUCGUAGUACUACAGACCAUGAGGGAAUACUCUUGGAAAGAAGAACGGUUGUGGGUACUUGUACCUGAUUGCCUGAUGGUGUUGGUAGCUGAGGUUCUCGUUGAUUGGAUCAAGCAUGCUUUCAUCACACGCUUUAAUGAACUCAAGGUUGAUGUUUACCGUGAUUACACCAUCAGUCUUGCCUAUGAUAUGGCUCAAACUAGACAAAAGCAUGCAUUUUCGGACCACUCUGAUCUAGUUGCACGUCGAAUGGGGUUCAUACCCCUACCCCUUGGAGUAGUCAUGGUUCGUGUCUUAGCUCAGGCCCUAAAUAUCGAAUCAGCUGCCUCAAUUUGCCUGUUUGUGCUUGGCUAUUUAUGUGUGACAUCAUUCAGGAUUUUAAUAUCUGUAGUUAUACUUGGCAAAGCCUGUGAUUUAAUCAAUCAGCACCGACUUGACAAGGCACAACGGGCCGGGGACAUGACGCCUCCCUGGAAUCGUGCAAGUAGCCCAACUAGUCAUAGUCAUGCUGCAAAUGGAGGUCGGGAUAGAUCAGUAGUCCGACAACUUGUUCUGACCCCUAUAACUCCAAGCCAGUCCAUACCAUCAACUCCAGCACCCCUUUCACCAGAAACUUAUCAUUCACCAAUGCAAACAAGUCGAAUUGAGAAACCUAUUCAAGAACCAGCAAGAAAAGUUUCAAAUGUAGAUACUAAUGCAACAAACUUGGGACCUGCUGCUAUCUUCUCUAACAGUGCUGUUGAUAUCAGCAAUGUGUGCCUGAAUGCAGAACUAAUAGAUGAUAGACCUUCCCUUGGCAUGAAACCUAUUUCCGAAACAGAGGCUUUGACAAGAAGUGAACCAAAUGUUAACAAAGAGGAGGAAAAUGAAGAUGAUUCUCCAUUAGACAACCCUCUUAAUGAUUCCCUUGCCAGACGAGCUGAGUCUGAACCAUCAAUACCAUUAGCAAUUGAGGCAGAUGAGGCUCCAUCAAUUACUGCUCCUACUAUGACAAGUGCUUGCCAACCUGAUACAUCCACCUGCUAAUUUUGCCUGCAUUAAAUUGUACCAAUUUACAGCUAAGCUAGGUUUCUUCUUUUUCGCACAUUUUCCUUAGCUAUAAGUUGUAAAUUUCUGACCCAACAUGUUUCAUUGAGCCCUUUGAUUGCUUGUGACUGUUGCCUUGCUUUUCUUCAUUCAGUUUCUUCUACUCCAGGGACGAAAGUAAAAGAAGACAUCAGGGGCAGGGGCCAAAAAAAUAAUUGAGUUUCUUAAUUUGUUACAAUUUGACUGUGAUCAUAAAGUUGUUGUAAGAUUGAUAUCUUUCAUAGAAGUGUAAGUGAUUAAAUUCAACCCUAAACCAUUUUCUAAACUUUGUGGUAAUAAGGUAGGAAAAGAGGUGUUCUCAGACUAAUUUAUUUUUUAAUAAUUAACCUCUAACAUAUUUCUAGGUAUGAUCUCUUUAGGCUUCCGCUGCCAUUUAAAUUAACAAACUACUGUGUAUUUUUGUAUUAGUUAAAAUACAGUAGUGUACAAACCAAUCUUGCAAUUAAGGAUUUCAACAUGUUUGGUGUGUGGUAGAACGACAUACCAACACUUAUGUGUCGGUUUAUUGGCUAGUCAUGAGCUGUAGCUAUCUGAGUCCAACCACUGCUUCUUGAUGUUUUACCAAAACAAAUAAAAUGAUAAAAAUAA